AGCAGCAGCUCAGCUGACCCAGCCAGCCUUUCCAGCUCGGUUAGCCGCAUAGCUUAGCCUACUUUAGCACAGCUUCGCUCGGCUGCGCCCUGUCCCCAGGAGCAGACUGCGAAUGCUUCAUUUCUUCACGGACGUUUCCUAAAACGUUCCUGUUUUCGUGUUCACCGCAUCAGACUAAGGAGGACAGCGGCGGGCCGGCGCUUCUGAUAUUAGCAGCUGUCUUAGUGUUAGCUUACCAGCUAACUAAAUGGUAAUGGUACACAGCUGGUUAGCCGGUUCGAAAUCUGUUAGCUAGGUUAUAUUUUUCUUCUGGAUAUUUUACUGGUUAGCUGACCAGCUGCCUUUCUUAUUGUCCAGCUGCACAAGAAGUCAGUUAAGCCGCGAAAUCAUGUCUUGUGCCUGCACUUCAGCGGCGAGAGUGAUGAUAAAUUCAGCACAUAAAGGAAUCUCUGGCUCAAGAUUACAGCUGCUCUCUCUGAGCAGAGCAGGAUCUCAUGAAAUUCGUCUGAGCCGUGCUGUCCCCGUCAGAUCCUUCUCAGAGACAUCUGUGUACUAUGCAUCUAAGGACGGGAUAAAAGAUGGAGAUGGUGGAAAGAAGUCUGUGAGUGAAGGAAGUGGGAAAAGAUCCAGCUCAGGCAACUCGGGGAAAGGAGGAAGUCAGCUUCGCUGCCCUAAAUGCGGAGAUCCCUGCACACACGUGGAAACCUUUGUCUCCUCAACUAGGUUUGUCAAAUGUGAAAAAUGCCAUCACUUUUUCGUGGUGCUGUCGGAAACAGACACGAAGAAAAGUCUGAAUAAAGAUCCAGAAACAGCUGCUGAAGCUGUGAAGCUGGCCUUCCAACAGAAACCACCACCACCUCCCAAGAAGAUCUAUACCUACCUUGAUAAGUAUGUUGUGGGCCAGGCCCAUGCCAAGAAGGUGCUGUCAGUGGCUGUGUACAACCACUACAAGCGCAUUUACAACAACAUGCCGGCAGGUUCCAGACAGCAGCAGGUGGAGGUGGAGAAGCAGGGCUCCCUCACACCCCGAGAGCUAGAGCUAAGACGUCGGGAGGAUGAGUACAGAUUCACAAAGCUGCUGCAGAUUGCAGGGAUCAGCCCCCAUGGUAACGCUUUGGGUGCCUCCAUGCAGCAGCAGGUGAACCAGCAGGCUCCUCAGGAGAGGAGAGGAGGAGAAGUGCUCGAUUCCAACCACAUGGGCAUCAAACUGGAGAAGAGCAACAUUGUGCUGCUGGGCCCCACCGGCUCCGGCAAAACACUCUUGGCCCAAACUCUAGCCAAAUGCCUGGAUGUCCCUUUUGCGAUCUGUGACUGCACCACCCUCACGCAAGCUGGCUAUGUGGGAGAGGACAUAGAAUCAGUCAUUGCGAAACUACUGCAGGACGCCAACUACGUCGUAGAGAAAGCUCAGCAGGGCAUUGUUUUCUUGGAUGAAGUUGACAAAAUCGGCAGUGUGCCUGGAAUCCAUCAGCUAAGAGAUGUUGGUGGAGAAGGAGUUCAGCAGGGUUUACUCAAACUUCUGGAAGGCACAAUUGUGAAUGUUCCUGAGAAAAACACCAGGAAGCUGAGAGGCGAGACGGUGCAAAUUGAUACUACAAACAUCUUGUUUGUCGCAUCUGGUGCUUUUAAUGGACUGGAUCGCAUAAUCAGCAGAAGAAAGAAUGAGAAGUACCUGGGCUUUGGUGCACUAUCUAAUCUGGGUAAGGGUCGACGGGCGGCAGCAGCAGCCGAUGUGGCCAACAUCACAGGUGGUGAGGUGGAUGCGGUGCUUGAGAUUGAGGAGAAAGACCGGCUCCUGAAACUUGUGGAGGCACGAGAUCUCAUCGAGUUUGGAAUGAUCCCGGAGUUUGUGGGCCGCCUGCCAGUGGUGGUGCCGCUGCACAGCCUGGACGAGGACACGCUCGUGCGCAUUCUGACUGAACCCCGCAAUGCUGUGGUGCGCCAGUACCAGGCCCUCUUCAGUAUGGACAAGUGUGACCUAAACGUGACAUCAGAUGCCUUGCGGGCGAUCGCCAGAAUGGCACUGGAACGUAAGACGGGCGCCCGAGGGCUUCGGUCAAUAAUGGAAAAACUGCUGCUCGACCCCAUGUUUGAAGUGCCACACUCUGAUAUUGUAGCUGUGGAGAUAAACAAGGAUGUGGUAUUUGGAAAAGAAGAAGCUCAUUAUGUAAGAGCACCAGCAAAAGAGGCAGCAGAGGAGGAAUACGACUCUGGAAUUGAAGAAGACAACUGGGCCCGGCAGGCUGACGCAGCCAAGAAUUAAAACCAGCGGACGUAAACAAAUCUCCUUAUUUAAGCUCUGAAUGAUGUUUAUUUCAGUCUAAUGAGUAAGUGAUUAGUCACCUCACCAGUCCAAAGGGUCCAUUUAUACAUAGAAAUUAUGUAGACCUUAUAUAAUCCGUUCUAAUGAGAAUCUGUAAGUUAGUGUGGAAAAUUCCAUAUUAAGUACAAAUGAUUUCAAACCAAAUGUACUCUUGAGUUAUGCUCCCCAGUGAGAGACUGUUAAUAUUAAAUGUAAAGAAAUUUAUUUUAUUCCUUACUAAACAGAAAGGCAUUUUCAUUUUUAUGAACUUUCAUUUGCUUUAAAUGGAGAUGAGAAGAUAAAGGUCCUAAUUUCCUGUCACAAACUCACAACUCAUUUUUCCUGCAUAGGCUAUGAUGUACUGGUCAUUAUGUAACUCGUUUCAAAUGUAGUUCUGUUUACCAGCUGAGGUACUUUGUUUCUUUAUAUGUGUAAAUCUCUCAUCUGACGGUGAAAGAAAAGGCUGUUUUUUUUUUUUUUUUUUUUUUUUUUUUCUUCCUAGGGAAUCUCAGUGGCUGUAUAUGAGGUUCUUAACAGAAACAACUUUGUAAAGGGUUUUUAUAGUUCUCAGUAUCUGCUGCUGCAAUAUUACCCUCUAUGCUGCAGUAUUUUUGUGCAUGGGUGUCUUUUAAUGAACUGGUUUAGGUUGAUGGGAAGCUGAAGAAUCUUCCUGAAUGCUGUUGAUAUGCUACUGAAGAGCUGAAAUAAGAGAGAUGUCUUAUUGCCAUAACACAGACAGUUCUCCCCUAAGACUACAUCCAGAAUUAAUCCAAGAAUGACUCUUAUCUUUCUCUGCUGCGUAACUUUUUGCUCUCUUUUUGCACAUGGAUGUAAUCCGUGAGCAUAAAUCAGUCGAGAUCCCAGAGAAGCAGUUGUAAUGCUUGUGAAAUACAUGCCUGUGCAAGUUGGAGAGCUAAAAAAUAAUGAGCCAUUCUGAAGACAUUCUGAAAAGAGGCUGGCAUUAGUUCAAUAGGUCCGGCACAUUCUACACACAAAAAUGUGUAGAUUUUUGUUUGUGUUGUGCGUCUGAAUGACCUGCCUGUGUGAUCUGUAUGAGCAAGCACAUUAGUCUGUAAUUCAGCCUUUUUAAACAGUUUCAGCUUUUUCCCAGCAAAAGUUUUGUGUAGUGAUUUCUCAGAAUAAGUUUCGAUCUAGGGUCAUCUGCCCCUUUUCCAAUGACUGUCGUAUGCAAAAGUUUGUGACUCCCUGGUGAACUUUUUCUAAGUGAAAAUAAGUGCACAUCCUCUACAGUUGACAAAUUGAGGGGAGGGGCCACAUAAAAUGUUGGAAAAAUUAUGGCUCCCUACACUAUGUACACUAAGGGAUUUAGAGACGUCUCUGGUGAAAAUGUGUAAUUGUACGCAACAAGUGGAAGAACCUUUUGAAAUGUGGGUUGUGCUUUGGGCCCCUUCCCCAAGCAGAUGAAUCUGAUGAUUGUGAGCACACUGAAAGAGUGUUCAAAGUGAAUUAUCUACUGUCGUCAUCAGAUCAUCAAUAUCAUGUUAUGUUUAUUUUAGAAACCUGAACAUCAAGUCAGACGUAAAAAUGAAGUCUGUGCAUGAUGUUAAUACAUAACUUGGCCAUGUUAACAUGGUUUUUUUUUUUUUAUUAUUAUUAUUAUUAUUUUUUUUUUUUAACUUUCCUGAUUUAAGUAAUGCUACUGCUUUUCAAUAAAAAAAAACCUUAUAGUGCAGCUUUAAAACCACCAAAUGAAUAGACAUUGUGCAAUAUGUGCUGAAAAAUGCCAUAUGUAAAUUUGCUCCCUGUGGAGGAUGUUAACUUAUUUUCACUCAAUAAAAUUUUAUCAGAUUGGAGAUCUUCAAACUUUCGCAUAUGGUUUUAAAUCAGUGUUCAUUAGUUUAAACUGUUUCACUCUUCAGGAGUGAUGAACCUGUUUUUUCUUACACCAGUCUACAAUACUUGUUUCUGCAAAACCGAUGGUGCUGAAUGCUAUAAUGUACAAAUUAGUCCUAUAACCAUUCAUAAUGUUUUUACUGUGUGGAUCCUAGCGAGUCGCAGCUCGAGACCAGUGUUUUGGAAGGUGUUAUGAUGAAUCUAGAUCUUCAGUCAGUGCAAAUUGUGGUCACAGUAAUGCAGGCCAGUCAAUGAUGAGGUUUUUACUAUAUGGCCACAUAUUAUGUAAUAUGCAUAAUUGAGAAAAAUCCCAGCUUUACAGUUCAUUUCCUUGAUUCAAGUUACAUGAAUCAAUAACUUGCAGAAAGCUAAUUGAUGUACUGAUCCUAGGUCAACAUCCUUACUCUGAGAUGAAUAAUAGACUUGAUCCCAGGUCUCUAGUCUUUUGUAGGCUGUCUUGUAAAAUGUAUGGAUUAAUAAAAGCUGUCCUUAACUUUCUAA
This is a messenger RNA of Pygocentrus nattereri (red-bellied piranha), 4657 nucleotides long. It is a transcript of the gene clpxa, whose product is annotated as caseinolytic mitochondrial matrix peptidase chaperone subunit Xa. Gene Ontology annotation, cellular component: mitochondrial matrix. Lineage: Eukaryota; Metazoa; Chordata; Actinopteri; Characiformes; Serrasalmidae. Gene Ontology annotation, biological process: proteolysis; protein catabolic process; protein folding. The coding region runs from base 389 to 2263 and encodes 624 amino acids. The transcript is spliced from 14 exons. Gene Ontology annotation, molecular function: ATP hydrolysis activity; protein dimerization activity; ATP-dependent protein folding chaperone. The record is from RefSeq and is a predicted model, not a curated record.